CUUCUCCAGCGCAUCAGGACGGCACAAAGCCGAGCAGCCCUCAGUCACACACAGUCUCAACUCGAAACAAGGACUUCGAUUGUUUUCUUGCAUCCAGAGACUGUCCUUUUUGGGGGGAAUAUUCCAGACUUUUAUUAUUCAGCUUUACUUUUGAAAGUGUUGAGUUGUGUUUCAUGGUUUUUUGAAAAUCUGAAUUGAAGUCAGAAUGCUGGAUCCACUUGCUGAGUUGAGAAGAACCGGAGGCUUUAGGCAGUGUGGUGGCCGGUUGUCCUGGCAGGUGCGUUGGAUCUUGUACAGCGUGUGCGUACUGACAGUAAUAAACUGUGCCGGCCUGGUUCUGCUCCUGGUUCAGCAGAGAGAGCUGUGGGCUCAUCUGACUGAGGUGGAGAGGCAGAUGGUGGAGAUUUCUAAGAGCUCCGUGGUGGAGUUCAUGACACAGGUGAACGAAGAUGAGGCUGAGUACCAGUACUCCAGAAAGAAACGCAGCCGGCAGCAUCGAGGGACACGACCCUUUGAGGAGCAAGAGGGGAGUGUGGGAGAGGAAGUCUUGGGAGAUUUCCAGUAUCAGAAUCUACAGACGCAUGGCCCGGUUUACCAGCACAAAACAGAAGAGCAGGAUGGAAUGAUGACAAUGAUGACAUACUCCAUGGUGCCAGUUAAAAUUCUUCUGGAUAUUUGCAACAGUACUAAAGGAGUCUGUCUGACUGGGCCACCAGGACCGUCAGGAAUUCCAGGCUUGCCGGGUGUGGACGGAAUGCCGGGGUAUAAUGGAACAGACGGAAUUCCAGGGUUGCCAGGAGAGCCUGGAGCACAAGGAAAACGGGGAAAAAGAGGUCCUCCGGGUGAGAAGGGUGAGCCUGGUGAGAGAGGAGAGCAAGGGUAUCCUGGACCCCCUGGAGAACAGGGUGAACCUUCAAAUGAUGUCAUAGUAGAGGGUCCACCUGGUCCAGUUGGACCCCCUGGCCUCCCUGGUCCACCUGGCCUUCCAGGGCCCGCCGGACCUCAGGGGCCACCAAGACACAGGAGCCACAGAGCACAUCUCCAAAGGGGGAAGGAGUCUGUGGGUCACCCUAAAUCAGUCCCAAAUGAUGACACCAUCACCCAGAAAAUGGUAUCAUGGAAGAUAAAUGACUGUGUCAUAAAAUCAGUGCAGAACCCAAGACAUCUGAUGAAAAUGAGCAGCACAUUUGGAGCGUGGAUGAUGGACACCGCUGCUCAUGAUAAUGAGAAGAUCUGGGUAGCAGAACAUUUCUCAGGACGUAUCAUAAAGGAGUACAACAGUAUUGCGGCAUUCCAGAACAGCAGCAAUGAAUCCAUUGAUGUCCGAAAAUUUUUCCAAGGUUGCGGUCACGCUGUACAUAACGGCUCCAUAUUCUACCACAUCGCUGGAACUUCCCAUAUUGCCAAGUUUGACCUCCAGACGAAGAUCUUACACAUGCUUACCAUUGAAAAUGCUUUCUAUCAUAAUAAGUCCUACCUCCUUGAGAACUCAAAGACCUAUUUCAAAUUGGCAGUGGAUGAGAACGGUAUGUGGAUCAUAUUUGCCUCCAACACUGACGACAACAUAAUGGUGGCACGAUUGGAUGAGAAAACUUUCUCCGUCAACACAUACAUAAAUGCCACCUAUCCCAGGACCAAGGUAGGUAAUGCAUUUAUCGCCUGCGGGAUCCUCUAUGUCACGGAUACUAAAGACACAAAAGUGACGUACGCCUUUGACCUCCUGAAAGAGAAGCCUGUUAGUGUCAGUUUAGAUCUGAGGGCACCUGGAGGGGUUCUGUCCAUGAUCUCAUACAAUCCCAGAGACAAACACCUCUACAUAUGGGACAGCAGCUAUGUCAAGUCAUACCAAGUACAGUUCCACUCAGAUGAAUAAUCAAAUAUCAGUGAAAUAAGUGCAAUAUUUUGUGUUGUGUUUUGUCAUGUUCAUGCAUAUUUAUAAGCAAAUAACCUGUGCUUAAGUUGCCACCCAUAUAUUAUAUAUUUUUUUUGAGUGGACCAUAGAUCAAGAACUAAAUUGUAUAUCAAGUGAUAUUUGCAUACAAUAUUUGGACACUUGUGCCACCCUUAAAGGGAUAGUUCACCCAAAAAUGUUAAUUUUUGAUGUUUAUCUGCUUACCCACAGGGCAUCCGAGAUGUAGGUGACUUUGUUUCUUUAAUUGAACACAAAGAAAGAUUUUUAACCCAAACCGUUGCAGUCUGUCAGUCAUAUAAUGGAAGUGAAUGGGAAUCACGGCUUUGAGAGUCAAAAAAUAUACACAAACAAAACCAAAUUAAAUCCUGCGGCUCGUGAUGAUACAAUGAUGUGUAAAGACACAAAAAGAUCGGUCUGUGCAAGAAACUGAACAGUAUUUAUAUUGUGGUUUAUUUUCUACCUCUGAUUGACCGAUUGAUCGAAUUUCGAACUGUCCUGAGCACGCUUGCGUCUUCUUCUUCAGAUGGCUUUUUCUUUUUCUUCUUCUUGCUUUACAGCAGAUUGCAUAGUUGCAUUACCGCCACCUAUCUCUCAAAUAGACCAUUGAUCCUCCUAUUUGAGAUUGUAGCUAGAGUGUCAAUGGUCCACUUGAGAGAUAGGUGGUAGUAAUGCACUAAUCAAGUGUGUGAUCCGCCGUAAAGCAAGAAGACGACAACAAAGUGUCACAGGCUGGCUGUUGAGAAUGUGAUCAGGACAGUUCGGACAUUGCGGUGAAUCAGAGGUAAAAAACAAUAUAAAUACUGCACAAACCGAAAUUUUCAUUUUUGGGAGAACUAUCCCUUUAAAUUUUGUUGACUUUAUGUUAUAGAUAUUGUGUUAGACUGCUAGUAUGUAAAAGACACAAAAUAUAUUGGCCAAGUGUUGUUUAAUUUAUAUUGCACGCAUGUUUAUGUAGCUACAAAUGCUUGGAAAUCCUGAAAUAAACCCUGAAACAUUUUAAUAUAAA
Molecule: messenger RNA, 2918 nt
Organism: Carassius gibelio (silver crucian carp)
Lineage: Eukaryota; Metazoa; Chordata; Actinopteri; Cypriniformes; Cyprinidae
Product: gliomedin
Exons: 10
Coding region: 206-1873 (555 amino acids)
Biological process (GO): signal transduction
Cellular component (GO): cell surface
Source: RefSeq, a predicted model, not a curated record